Molecule: messenger RNA, 721 nt
Organism: Haliotis rufescens (red abalone)
Lineage: Eukaryota; Metazoa; Mollusca; Gastropoda; Lepetellida; Haliotidae
Product: prespore vesicle protein-like
Exons: 1
Source: RefSeq, a predicted model, not a curated record
UUAAAUUGUCCGGGUGUCAAAGGAGUUAUCUUCCCUUGCUUUAACUGCCACAAUAUCUGUAAAUAUACCAGUCCACAGACUCAUACCAGUCCACAGACUCAUGCCAGUCCACAAACUCAUGCCAGUCCACAGACUCAUGCCAGUCCACAGACUCAUGACUGUCCACAAACUCAUGCCAGUCCACAGACUCAUGCCAGUCCACAGACUCAUACCAGUCCACAGACUCAUACCAGUCCACAGACUCAUGCCAGUCCACAGACUCAUACCAGUCCACAGACUCAUACCAGUCCACAGACUCAUGCCAGUCCACAGACUCAUACCAGUCCACAGACUCAUGCCAGUCCACAGACUCAUACCAGUCCACAGACUCAUGCCAGUCCACAGACUCAUACCAGUCCACAGACUCAUGACAGUCCACAGACUCAUACCAGUCCACAGACUCAUGCCAGUCCACAGACUCAUGCCAGUCCACAGACUCAUGACAGUCCACAGACUCAUGCCAGUCCACAGACUCAUACCAGUCCAUAGACUCAUACCAGUCCACAGACUCAUGACAGUCGCAGCGCUACUCUCCCUUACGUUGUAGGGAAACGCUGUUAUUGCACUACCCAUCUUGAUGAGAUUAUGCACCCGUGAAGAUCCGGGUUAGUAUAGGUCUUCAGCAACCCAUGCUUGUCGUAAGAGGCGACUAAAGGGAUCGGUGGUCAGACUCGCUGACCUG